Messenger RNA from Leptonychotes weddellii (Weddell seal), 1900 nucleotides. It is a transcript of the gene KCNIP1, whose product is annotated as potassium voltage-gated channel interacting protein 1. NCBI's taxonomy places the organism in Eukaryota, Metazoa, Chordata, Mammalia, Carnivora, Phocidae. Gene Ontology annotation, cellular component: voltage-gated potassium channel complex. Gene Ontology annotation, biological process: regulation of potassium ion transmembrane transport. The record is from RefSeq and is a predicted model, not a curated record. Gene Ontology annotation, molecular function: potassium channel regulator activity; calcium ion binding; transmembrane transporter binding.
UGUAAGAAAGACAGUCGGCAAAGCCUGGGAGAAACCAGCUCCUCCCUCCCUGCUCCGCUCAGCCUCACUCCUCCUUGGUUCCCUCGGAGCGCCUUGUGCCCUGGCAGGACGUCCCCAGGCCGGCCCCCUGUGUCCUGAGGGCCUCCCGUGGUGAGGACUUGAGUGGACAGCAGGAGGGGUGGAGGGAGGGAGGGAGGAAGGGAGCAAGCCUCGUGCCCUGCAGGCUUUCUGGAUGCAGAAGCCGGGCUCGCUGCAGAGGCAGCUGUGCUGUUCCCAGAGCUUCUGGGGUACCUCCGCCUCUCAGGGUUUGCCCAGGCGGCCUCCAAGUUCCAGGGCCACGCGAGGUGGCUGCUUUCCCUUUCGGGCGCCGACAGCAGAGCCUAGCUUCCCUCUACCACCAUGAGCGGCUGCUCCAAAACCUGCAAGCUGGGGUUCGUGAAAUGUGCCCAGACUGUCUUUAAGCUCAUCACUGGGACCCUCAGCAAAGAUAAGAUUGAAGAUGAGUUGGAAAUGACCAUGGUUUGCCAUCGGCCCGAGGGACUGGAGCAGCUUGAGGCCCAGACCAACUUCACCAAGAGGGAGCUGCAAGUCCUUUAUCGAGGCUUCAAAAAUGAGUGCCCCAGUGGUGUGGUCAAUGAAGAAACAUUCAAACAGAUCUACGCUCAGUUUUUCCCUCAUGGAGAUGCCAGCAUGUAUGCUCAUUACCUCUUCCACGCCUUCGACACCACCCAGACAGGCUCUGUGAAGUUCGAGGACUUUGUAACUGCUCUGUCGAUUUUACUGAGAGGAACUGUCCAUGAGAAGCUAAGGUGGACAUUUAAUUUGUAUGACAUCAAUAAAGACGGAUACAUAAACAAAGAGGAGAUGAUGGACAUCGUCAAAGCCAUCUACGACAUGAUGGGGAAAUAUACAUAUCCCGUGCUCAAAGAAGACACUCCAAGGCAGCAUGUGGAUGUCUUCUUCCAGAAAAUGGACAAAAAUAAAGAUGGCAUCGUGACUUUAGAUGAAUUUCUUGAAUCCUGUCAGGAGGAUGACAACAUCAUGAGGUCCCUCCAGCUAUUCCAAAAUGUCAUGUGACUAUGGACAUAGCCAUCCAGCUCUCAGAGACAUUGUACUGAACAACCACCUCUUAACACCUUGAUCUGCCCUUGUUCUGAUUUUGCACACCGACUCUUGGGACAGAAACACCUUUUACAUUUUGGAAGAAUUCUCCGCUGGAGACUUUCUAUGGAACCCAGCAUCACAUGGCUCAGUCUCUGAUUGCAAACUCUUCCUUCUCCAUCUUCUUGAGAGAGAGAAGAUGAAAUUGGGUUUGUUUUGGAAGCAUGCUCAUCUCUUCAUGCUGCUGCCCUAUGGAAGGUCCCUCUGCUUGAGCUUAAACAGUAAUGCACACUUUUCUGCUUGCGUGACCCAGCCCACUGCCUCUGAGUCCAGCAGACCUUGAUGUAUCCGGAAGCAAGAUGACCUGAGCCAAAUGCACACCAUCCUCUAGUGGCCUCCCAAACCAAUGUGCCUGUUUCCCUUCUUUUGGUGGGAAGAAUGAGCAUUAUACAGAACAAUAUGAAUCCGUAUAUGACUAGAUUGGGAGAGCCAGCACCUAACAUAUGUAGGAUAGAACUGAAUUCUUAAGCAUGGCAUUGUCUGGUGACCCAAACUGCCCAAAUCCUUUGUUUCCAGAGGCAAGAACCAAUAAUUCUUUCUCACACUGGCAUUUGUGCUGGUAGUGCAAGUCCCUUGAUGUGCCCAGGAAAAGAGCCAAUGCCCAGUGGUCCAUGCCCUCACUCCAUCUCCUGCUAGAGCCUAGCACUGCAUGCCCCUCCCAGAAAGCCCAGAAUGCCUGCAAAUUGUAAUUUUAUACCAUGUUCUAAUCAAUAAACAGAACUAUUUCUUACACUCUUAA